Diospyros lotus (date-plum) is the source of this 443-nucleotide messenger RNA. RefSeq names its product increased DNA methylation 1-like. Lineage: Eukaryota; Viridiplantae; Streptophyta; Magnoliopsida; Ericales; Ebenaceae. Gene Ontology annotation, biological process: negative regulation of DNA-templated transcription. The transcript is spliced from 3 exons. The record is from RefSeq and is a predicted model, not a curated record. Bases 25 to 360 code for a protein of 111 amino acids. Gene Ontology annotation, molecular function: transcription corepressor activity.
AUUCAUGGAACUAAGUUUGCUGAAAUGCCAUUCAUUGGAACGCAUGAGAAGCAUAGGGGUAAAGGAAUGUGCAGAAAAUUCAUGGCUAUAAUUGAAUCUGCUCUUUCCUACCUUGAAGUUGAAAACUUGGUGAUUCCCUCCUCCAAGGAGAAAGUCAAGUCAUGGAAAAACUCAUACGGUUUUCAACCGAUUAGCCACUCGAUGAAAAAUGAUCUAAGGGAUUGGAAUGCCUUAAUGUUUCAUGAUUCCAUCAGAUUACAGAAGGUUCUACCUAUCUCUAAAGGUAGGGAAGAUGAGCAGGCUGAGAACAAGGAGCGUGGACUUCCCGAUUUGAACCUUGAAGCCCCCCCAUCAGAUUGAAAAGAGCACAGUAAACCUCCCUUUUUACAACAUCUAGAUUUAAAAGGGAGAUUUAAAAGGCUAUUAGAAGAAACACCCCCCCC